GAUAAAAGUCUGGAGAAUAUUAAUAACGAGUGCAAACAAAUCAUAAAAUCAAUUUCUUUGAUCAAAUAUGAUAUCAGACGCGAUGACAAAACUCCGAUUUAUUGGACCGCGUUUGUUCAAAAAAUAAUAGAAGACUUUAAAGAAAGUUUGGUUGUAAAUAUUCGAAAUUCAUUAAAGUCAGCGAGAAAUUUUUUUGAAGGCGAUAAUAUAAUUUCUGGAGCUUUUUUAGUAAUAGAUGCUCAUUAUUUAGAUGGCCAGAUCGUCUUCCAACCGGAUGUGGAAGAAAUUAAAAGAGUUAUUGAAUUAAUAACUUCAUUGGAUAAGGAGGUAUAUUCAAUUGAAAUUUGUAAUAAAAUAUUUGAUCUGAUUGAUUUGCGAGCUAAAGAUAAGAUAACUUUAAUAGAAGCUCAGGAAGAAAUAACAGAGCUUAAGAAUAAUCUUAAAGAAGAAACGGAUGCAGCCAUUGCUGCGCUGGAUAAAUUUAUUAAGUCACUUGAUAUUAAAUUGUUAGCGCAAGUCGAGGGAAAAUUAAGUGAGUUUAAAAAUGAAGAUAAUUAUAACAAGAAUAGUUUUGAAGAAGAAAUUCUGAGAUGCAGUGAGCUUUCUAAAGCUAUAUCAUUGAUAGCGGACAAUGUAGAUAUUAAAUUUAUAUCUUUAAACACAGUUAACAUGAAAUUGCAGAUAAUCGAAAAGUGCGAUAAUUUGAAAUGUCUUCAAUGCCUAAAAUAUACUAAGCUAAAAACU
Messenger RNA from Cotesia congregata, 744 nucleotides. The record is from the annotation of a GenBank genome assembly. NCBI's taxonomy places the organism in Eukaryota, Metazoa, Arthropoda, Insecta, Hymenoptera, Braconidae.